AUGGCGCGCCGUCCUGCCAGAUGCUACCGGUACUGCAAGAACAAGCCGUACCCGAAGUCGCGGUUCAAUCGUGGUGUGCCGGACCCCAAGAUUCGCAUUUUCGACCUCGGCCGCAAGCGUGCUACCGUCGACGACUUCCCUCUUUGCAUCCACCUCGUCUCCAACGAGUAUGAGCAGCUGAGCUCCGAAGCCCUUGAGGCCGCCCGCAUUUGCGCCAACAAGUACCUCGUCAAGAUGGCCGGCAAGGAAGGCUUCCACCUCCGUGUCCGCGCCCACCCGUACCACGUCGUCCGUAUCAACAAGAUGUUGUCUUGCGCCGGUGCCGAUAGACUGCAGACGGGUAUGCGUGGUGCGUGGGGCAAGCCUAACGGCACUGUCGCCCGUGUCAACAUCGGUCAGAUCAUCAUGAGCGUCCGCACUCGUGACUCUAACCGCGCCAUCGCCCUCGAGGCCCUCCGCCGCUCUCAGUACAAGUUCCCUGGCCGGCAAAAGAUCAUCAUCUCCAAGAACUGGGGCUUCACUCCCCUUCGCCGCGAGGAGUACUUGGAGAAGAAGGCCGCUGGCCGCGUCAAGGUCGAUGGUGCUUAUGUCCAGUUCCUGACCAACCACGGCAGCCUCGAGACCAACAUGAAGCGCUUCCCGGAGGCCUUUAGCGCAUAA
Molecule: messenger RNA, 660 nt
Organism: Parathielavia appendiculata
Lineage: Eukaryota; Fungi; Ascomycota; Sordariomycetes; Sordariales; Chaetomiaceae
Product: ribosomal protein L10e
Exons: 3
Coding region: 1-660 (219 amino acids)
Biological process (GO): ribosomal large subunit assembly; translation
Cellular component (GO): ribosome; cytosolic large ribosomal subunit
Molecular function (GO): structural constituent of ribosome
Source: RefSeq, a predicted model, not a curated record